Molecule: messenger RNA, 2030 nt
Organism: Salvelinus fontinalis (brook trout)
Lineage: Eukaryota; Metazoa; Chordata; Actinopteri; Salmoniformes; Salmonidae
Exons: 1
Coding region: 117-1409 (430 amino acids)
Biological process (GO): DNA integration
Molecular function (GO): nucleic acid binding; RNA-DNA hybrid ribonuclease activity
Source: RefSeq, a predicted model, not a curated record
AAUCAACACAGAUCAUGGAGUAACAGCUGUCAUUGGCUCUAAACUGUUAACUCUAUCAAGCAAAAGAAAAUCAAAUAUCACAAAAAGGAUCAAGGCCAAACACAGAGGUGACCAACAUGACUGAUGGGAUGGGGAAUGGAGAACCACACAUCUGUGAGGACAGGGCAGCAAAACAAGUAAAGGUGAGAAUGGAGCUUGAGAAUGUUCCACUGGAAGGAGCAGUGGAGACCCUUUUUACAGAUGGAUGCUGUUACAGAUCAAAAGACCCAGGAGAAGGUAACAUUGCUUCGUAUGCAGUGGUGAAACAAGAAGGAAUGACAGGAACGCACGAGGUGAUGGAAGCAAAGAAAUUGGACCCAUCUGAGGCCUCAGCCCAGUUGGCUGAACUCAGAGCACUAAGGAGAGCUCUGGAACUGAGUAAAGGAAAAAGAGUGAAUAUCUACACAGACUCUGCAUACGCACAUGGUAUUGCACACAUAGAUGGCCCACAGUGGAUGAGGAGGGGCUAUCUGACCAGUUCAAAUGAACCCAUAAAAAACAAACAAGAAGUACAACGGUUCAUUGAAUCGAUUCAUCUACCAACAAGUGUGGCCAUUAUGAAAUGCAAAGGGCACAGUAAGGAAAAUACAAAAGUGAGGGAAGGAAAUUAUAUGGCGGAUCAAGCAGCCAAAGAAGCAGGAGGAUAUACUGCACAGCAGAUGGUACAGAGGACGGGAGAAAUGCAAGAUGAACUGGCAAUGGACACAGUCAGGCAGCUACAAGACGCCGCAGAUGUAUAUGAACAGACUGUUUGGAAUAUACAUGGAGCCAGAAGAGAUCACCAAGGAAUCUGGAGAUCACACAUGGGAAAGACAGUAGCACCCAUCAAACUGCUCAGGUCAAUGAUACGAGAAGAACAUAACAAGGCACAUGGGGGUUGGAAGAGCGUGGCUAAAGCUCUGGAAAUUGUGUGGUGGCACCCCCACAUGCAGGACAUGACAAGAGAAGUUUCAGAAAGCUGUGAGAUCUGCCAAGGAUACAAUAACAAGAUCUCAUUGGGAGCAGUAAUAGGGAGUUUCCCUAUACCUGAUGCACCUUUCCAGGACAUAUGCAUUGACUUUACUGACAUGGGACAAGACAACCGGGUGGAAGGUAAAAGAUACCUGUUGGUGAUGGUGGAUAGAUUCACCAGAUGGGUUGAGGCCAUACCAACUGCCAAAGAAGAUGCAAAAGCAGUCAUCAAGUGGCUGAGAAGAGACCUUAUCCCAAGGUUUGGAGUCCCUCGAAUGGUCCGAUCCGACAAUGGCUCCCACUUCAAGAAUGAACACCUGAAAGAGGUGGAACAAGCAUUGGGGAUCACUCACAAAUUUGGGUCAGUGUAUCACCCCCAAUCUCAGGGCCUCGUAGAGAGAGCACACCAGACUUUAUAACGAAAAAUGGCCAAAAUAAUGGCAGGGACCAAGCUAAAAUGGGUAGAUGCGCUACCUCUAGCUUUAACUUCUUCUGGCUGCAAGCCCGACGUCGGUACACUUAUGACAACAGCCAGCUCAAGUGCAGGGCGCGAAAUUCAAAAUAUAUUUUUUAGAAAUAUUUUACUUUCACACAUUAACAAGUCCAAUACAGCAAAUGAAAGGUACACAUCUUGUGAAUCCAGCCAACAUGUCCGAUUUUUAAAAUGUUUUACAGCGAAAACAGCACGUAUAUUUAUGUUAGCUCACCACCAAAUACAAAAAAGGACAGACAUUUUUCACAGCACAGGUAGCAUGCACAAAGCCAACCUAACUAACCAAGAACCAACCAAACUAACCAACAAACAACUUCAUCAGAUGACAGUCUUAUAACAUGUUAUUCAAUAAAUCUAUGUUUUGUUCGAAAAAUGUGCACAUUUCAGGUAUAAAUCAUAGUUUACAUUGCAGCUACAAUCAGAAAUUGCACCGAAAGCAGCCAUAAUAAUUACAGACACCAACGUCAAAUACCUAAUUACUCAUCAUAAAACAUUUCUGAAAAAUACAUAGUGUACAGCAAAUGAAAGACAGGCAUCUUGUGAUUCC